UCCCGCUUCUCAGUCCGGUCUCCGAUUUUUCCGUUUUCCUGUCAACAUUCACAAGGGUCGUCGUCCUUUUCCAUUUUCCUCAUAUUUAUGGACUGAAUCCGUCCUAGCACUUUUCCUCACUCGUGAUUUCGUCUUCGUGCGCGCUCACAACGUCCGCUACAACCCAAGAAAAUAAGUCUCUCGCUUCAUGGAGAAAAAAUCCUCAGAGAAGAAAGAUGAGGUGACAAAUCCAAACACCUGUAUUGAACCUCAUGACUCAGAUGAAGCAAGUAUUCCUGAGGAAGCAAAAAUCGAUUCUGAUUUAGGUGGAGUGGAUACAUCUGAGGCACAAAAUGAUGGGAAUGAAAUAGAGAAGCAAACUGAGGAGAAGAAAAUGGAUACAAAAGAAGAAAGUGAUGAAACAGUGGUUGAAAAAGGAUCUAAUAACUUGAAGGGAGAGGUCGGUAAUGUAGAUUUAGGGGUAACUGACAAGAAUUUGGAGGAAGCUUCCUAUGAAGCGGAAGAACCUGUUUUCGAUGGGACUGAAGUAGAAGUGCAGGGCUCUGCUUGGCCUGAGAAGGCAGUGGCUCUUUCAAAAUAUGUAAAGCAGAAAAGUUUCGGUGCAGUAUCCACCGUUCUGCGUCGACUUUCUGGAAAAAGUGAUGAUGGUCAAGAUAUUGCUGAUGAAGAUUUUGAAUCAUCUUCGGAAAAUGCAGGCAAAGAGCACUCCCCAAAACCUGCAGAGAGAUCUGGAUGGAAUCCACUUAGCCUCAUUCGCAUAUCACAGGAUUCUGGCGGACAAACUAAGCCUGAGAACUACUUCAUGGAAGGUUUAUCUCAACCUUUGCAAUGACAACCUAUUGCAAUGAAGGGGCAAAUCAUUUUGUAUACGAAGUUAGGUUGCCAGGACUGUAAAGAUGCACGCAUGUAUCUGCGAAAAAAAGGGCUCGGAUAUGUUGAGAUCAAUACUGAUGUCUACCCAAUGAGAAAGCUAGAGCUGGAAAAGAUUGCAGGAUCUUCUGCAGUACCUAGGGUUUUUUUUAAUGAAGUCCUGAUUGGAGGAUUGAAUGAACUGAAGACAUUAGAGGAAUCUGGAAAACUUGGAGAUAAGAUUGAUUUUGUUAUCAAUGAAACAGCAUCAUACGAAGCACCUCUACCACCCCUUCCCGGUGAAGAUGAUUUGUCAAAUAGUGGAGCUGUUGAUGAGCUGGCUGCUAUUGUUCGGAAAAUGAAAGAGACAAUAUCUGUGAAAGAUCGAUUUUACAAACUGCGGCGGUUUGUCAACUGUUUUUUAGGUUCAGAAGCUGUAGAUUUCUUGUCAGAAGAUCAGUACUUGGAGAGGGAAGAUGCUGUCGAGUUUGGCAGAAAGCUUGCUGAAAAUUUCUUCUUCAAAAAUGUCGUCCAGGAGAAUGUAUUUGAAGAUGGACACCACUUAUAUCGUUUCUUGGACGAUGAUCCUUUGAUCUCUCGAUGUCAAAACAUCCCAAAGGGCAUUAGUGAAGUGAAACCAAAAUCUAUUACAGAAAUUUCCUCAAGGCUUAGAAUUUUGUCUCAGGCAAUGAUAGAAGCUUAUACUUUGGAAGAUGGAAGGAGAGUCGAUUACAAAAGCAUCCAAGGGAGUGAAGAGUUUGCAAGGUACUUGAGGAUAGUUGAGGAACUUCAGCGCGUAGAUCUACAUGAAAUGUCUCGAGAGGAAAAACUAUCCUUUUUCAUUAAUCUUUACAAUAUGAUGGCCAUUCAUGCAAUAUUGGUGUGGGGUCACCCUUCCGGAGCACUAGAGAGGAGAAAUCUUUUGGGAGACUUCAAAUAUGUUAUCGGUGGAUCCGCAUAUUCCCUCUCAGCCAUCUAUAACGGCAUUUUGAGGGGGAAUCAGAGACCACCAUACAAUCUCGUCAAGCCAUUUGGUGCAAAAGAUGAGCGUUUAAAGGUUGCGCUUCCGUAUCCGGAGCCUCUUGUUCAUUUUGCACUGGUUUGUGGUACCCAAUCUGGACCUGCCCUUCGAUGCUACUCACCUGGUAACAUAGACAAAGAGUUAGCAGAUGCUGCUCGUAAUUUUCUGAGAAUUGGAGGACUUUGUGUCGAUCUUGUUACCAAUGUUGCGUACGUCAGUAAAAUAUUGAAAUGGUACAGUGUAGAUUUUGGGAAGAACGAGAUAGAGGUGCUGAGGCACGCGGCAAACUACCUGGAUGCGGCCGAGUCGCAGCCCUUGCUGGAACUGCUUUCCAAUACUCAGCUGAAGGUAAUUUACCUGCCUUAUGAUUGGGGAUUGAAUCAAUAGCACGCACAUGCACAUGCACAUGCACACACACAUAUAUAUAUAUAUAUAUGGUCAGUUGUGCGAGUACUUGUUUUAUAACUGAAGAAAUCUGUGAAUAUCUUACAUAGUUACAUAUGAUGAAGCUGCUAAGUCAUAUGUGUUGAUAGU
This is a messenger RNA of Andrographis paniculata, 2404 nucleotides long. RefSeq lists its product as uncharacterized. The record is from RefSeq and is a predicted model, not a curated record. Gene Ontology annotation, biological process: intracellular signal transduction. NCBI's taxonomy places the organism in Eukaryota, Viridiplantae, Streptophyta, Magnoliopsida, Lamiales, Acanthaceae.